Leptinotarsa decemlineata (Colorado potato beetle) is the source of this 2068-nucleotide messenger RNA. RefSeq lists its product as uncharacterized. Gene Ontology annotation, biological process: cell-cell junction organization. Lineage: Eukaryota; Metazoa; Arthropoda; Insecta; Coleoptera; Chrysomelidae. Gene Ontology annotation, cellular component: plasma membrane; apical junction complex. The record is from RefSeq and is a predicted model, not a curated record.
AACUUCAGCGGCAACUUCGGAGUCAGCUAUCAAGAUCUGAGCAUGUUCAAGGACGAUCAUUUGGCCAGUCUGAAAACGUCAUCGUUGAUCGACCACUUCAUCAAAAACAAAAAGCAGCGAUCUCAACCAGCCAAUGACAUCUCUAGCGGCUUGACGAAAAUUUUAAAAUUAGACACGCUCCAAGAAUGCGACCGAUCGUCUAAAUUUAAAUCGUCGUCCUGCAGUGAACCUAACUUAUUUCAGACGGCCAGUGAGAAAAACGGAGUGAACACGAUUCAUGUGUAUAGUGUUCCAAAGGAUUUGAAUUUUAUUGGUGAAUUCAGUGGUGCUAACAGCGGCGGUUGUGAUUCAGUUGCUGUACAGGAUUUAAAUCUCGCCGAUUUGCAGCUCGAAACGUUUCUGGAAAACGAUGAAAUGAGUGUGAAGAAGGAAAAAAUGACUCACUACUCGCGCGAGGGUAGCUACGCUGAAGCUAUGGCCAACAGGGUGGAUCUCAGCGAUGACGAGCACAGUUUGUACAACAGGAGAAAACCGAAGCUACCCAAAACUCCCAUAGUGGAGUUUGACAGACGAGUUCUCAAAGCGAUUUCGGAACAAAGCUUCCAGAGCUUGGCUAGUAUUUUGAGCAUCUCGCAGACCUUGCAACAAACUGAUGCGUAUCUAGAUAGUGCAUUCACGUCUACGCCUAUUUCGUCUGCAGCAAAACGCAAUGUGGCCAGUACUCCGAAUUUGGCGGUGACAGAUCAAACCCAACCAGCAAAGCCAUUUUUCGACGAAGAACGUCGAAAAUCCGUUCAAGAUAUACGAAGAAAAGGUAGCAUAAUCAAAUCCAGCACUAGCACGAGCGGGAUGUCCGACAGCGAAGAGAAAACUUUAACUUCUUUGAAAAGUUUCAACGGAUCUACGAAUUCUAAAGGUGUUCACUUUUCACCCGUAGUAUCCGAAGUAAACUGGCGAGAUGACAGCGUGUCUACAGUUACGCCCGAUCGGGAAUCCAGUUACAGUUUAGGAAGUUCAUCACCGGAAAGAAGGCGAUCACCUUCCAAAGAGAUAGUGAAGCCGAAAGCUAGGUUAGGUACCCCCGUUGGGCUGUCUUAUUCGCAACCCGAUUUAUCUGACAACGAUACCUGCAGGAGGGAAUUCGUUGAUUCUUUGAAGAGUCUCAGGCAAGAUAUGAGCAAAAGUCAACCAGACGUGACGAAGUUCAAGAGGAGGGGCAGUCAACUCAUCAAGAAAGACAAGGACGGCAGCGUGAUCAAGGCCUACGUAGAUCGCGACGGCAUUCAGUACAAACAUACCCAUUUGGACAUCGCCAUGGGCUUCGGCGGAUCAGCGCCCCUCCAUAACAACAACACCGAAAAAUCGGAAACUACCAGGCAAAGCAGCUCCAACAAGCCAGUUCACGCGAUGGAGGCGCAAGGCGCGUUUCGAGAAGUCGGCCAUGCGCAAAAAGAGUCAAAACAAUCGAAAGCUUCGGGCAAACUCGGAGGGUUCUUCUCGAGGUUGGCGAGUUUCAGGUUCAGUUUGAAGAAAGGGGCGGAGGAAAAGUCGAAGCUGAAGAAGAAAACGCUGGAGCGAAACACAGGAGGUACCAACAUGGCUUUCCACCAGCGAGUCGCAACCAAAGAGGAUUACAUCUACAUCCCUCUCAAAGGCCCGCUCCCAAACUCCGCGCCCAAUAACAACAACAACACGCCAAAAACCAAUUCUGUUACGUCGAAACCCCCAUUGCCGAAACAGCCACCGCCGCGCGUCGUCCACGCAAGCGUCAAGACGCCGGCGUCGUCGAGCGAGCAGCAGCGGCCUCAUCGCCGUAGGACUAUCGAUUCUGCCGGCGGUGGCCAACUGCCCAUGGAGCCCAUGGGGCUGAUCGAGACCGAUUUAGACACGGAAGUUACCGUCAUCACGAGCGGUGCCAAUGUGAAAACGAGGAGCCUCCUGGAUCUGGGGCCUCAGCCCCGAUUAAUGCUCGCCCCCAACGAGGAAGGCACUGACCAUCCCGCCAGACCCCACAAGUCGAUGGAGUUCCUCCUGGACAAGCAGAAUCUCAAAGUAGUUGAGGUGAGUU